Molecule: messenger RNA, 2593 nt
Organism: Larimichthys crocea (large yellow croaker)
Lineage: Eukaryota; Metazoa; Chordata; Actinopteri; Sciaenidae
Gene: cdk11b
Product: cyclin dependent kinase 11B
Exons: 20
Coding region: 119-2563 (814 amino acids)
Biological process (GO): protein phosphorylation; regulation of mitotic cell cycle
Cellular component (GO): nucleus
Molecular function (GO): ATP binding; protein serine/threonine kinase activity
Source: RefSeq, a predicted model, not a curated record
CCGCUGCGCAUACUUCAGGUCUGUGACUGCUCGAGCUGCCCGCUUCUUAUUUCACUCGUUCGCUGCUCCUACACCUUGAGCCGCAGACACGGACGCAGGCGGUGGAGAGUGGACGCUGAUGGGGGACGAAAAGGAGACCUGGAAAGUAAAAACUCUUGACGAAAUUCUACAGGAGAAAAAACGCAGACGAGAAUUAGAAGAGAGAACAGAUCCCAAGCGCCAGAAAAAUUUCACACAGGGCCUUGUUCCACAGGCGGAUGAUCGGGAAGCCAAACGAGACACUCCGGAGGAAGGAGAACUACGGGAUCAAAGGAUGGAAAUAACAAUUCGUAACUCCCCGUACACGCGGGAUGACUCAACAGAAGACAGGGGCGAGGAAGACGAAUCACUAGCAAUCAAGCCUCCACAGCAGAUAGCAAGAAAAGACAAAUCGCACCACAGAAAGGAGGAGAAGAGAAAAGAUAAAAGACGUCAUCGCAGUCACUCUGCUGAAGGAGCAGGGAAACACGCACGGCCCAAAGACAAAGAAAAGGAGCGAGAGAGCGAUCGCAGGAAGCGACAGUGGGAAGAGGACAAAGCUCGUCGAGACUGGGAGAGGCAGAAACGGAGAGAACAGGCCAGAGCUCAUUCACGCAGAGAGAGACCUCGAUUGGAUUCUCCUGGGUUUUUUUUGGACCACAGGGACCGUCUGGAACAGCUCGAGCGUCAACGCGAACGAGACCGAAAGUUGCGCGAACAGCAGAAAGAGCAACAAGAGUUAAAGGAUCGUGAGAGAAGGGCAGAGGAGCGACGCAAAGAGCGAGGUGCUCGACGGGAAGUGCCGUCUCACCACCGGAUGAUACCUGAUGAUUAUGACGACAAGCCAAAACAAAGUCACCGCAGCCGAAGUCCCCCCCGCAUCCCCCGCGAUAGAUCCGAACACAGCGAACCACGGAAAAGUGCAACAUCAAAGGAGGAGAAGCCAGAGGGCAAAGAUUUGCUCGCAGACCUCCAGGACAUCAGUGACAGUGAAAGAAAGACGAGCUCAGCAGAAUCCUCCAUGGCUUCAGGAUCAGGCUCAGACGAAGAGGACGAAGACGAAGAGGAGUCCAGCAGCCAGAGUGAGGGUGAAGAAGAGGAAGGAGAGGAGGAAUCUGUUUCAGGCUCAGCAAGGUCUGAGCAGAGUGCAGAGGACGUGAGCGAGGACGAGCAGUCAGAUGACGACUUUGAAGAUGAAAGGGAAAAUGGAAAUCACAUACCUGCAGUCCCAGAGUCCCGUUUUGAUCACGACUCCGAGGAGAGCGGUGAGGACAUGGAGGAUGAAGAGGAGGAGGAGGAGGAUGACGCAGGAGAUGGAGACCCUACGCCUCAAUCUCAAACUCAUUCUCGCUCCCCGACCCCAGAGGAGAACUACAUCCCAGAUUCCCCCCCAAUCUCACCUGUGGAGCUGAAGAAAGAGCUGCCCAAAUAUUUGCCUGCUUUACAGGGUUGUCGCAGCGUUGAGGAAUUCCAGUGUUUGAACCGAAUAGAGGAGGGAACCUACGGUGUGGUGUACAGAGCCAAGGACAAAAAGACGGAUGAAAUUGUGGCAUUGAAAAGGUUGAAGAUGGAGAAAGAGAAGGAGGGCUUCCCAAUCACCUCUUUGAGAGAAAUCAAUACAAUCCUGAAAGCUCAGCACCCGAACAUCGUCACAGUGAGGGAAAUCGUUGUUGGGAGCAACAUGGACAAGAUCUACAUUGUGAUGAACUAUGUAGAACAUGACCUGAAGAGUCUGAUGGAAACCAUGAAGCAGCCUUUCCUGCCAGGUGAAGUAAAGACUCUGAUGAUUCAGCUGCUUCGAGGUGUUCGACAUCUCCACGAUAACUGGAUUCUCCACCGUGAUCUGAAGACGUCCAAUCUGCUGCUGAGCCACAAGGGUAUCCUCAAGAUUGGCGACUUUGGUUUGGCCCGGGAGUACGGUUCCCCCCUGAAGCCCUACACCCCUGUAGUGGUGACCCUGUGGUACCGAUCACCAGAACUGCUGCUUGGAGCCAAGGAGUACUCCACAGCUGUGGACAUGUGGUCAGUGGGCUGCAUAUUUGGCGAGCUCCUCACCCAGAAACCUCUUUUCCCUGGAAAAUCUGAAAUUGACCAAAUUAACAAGAUUUUCAAGGAUCUGGGGUCACCUAGCGAGAAGAUCUGGCCCGGCUACAGCGAGCUGCCUGCUGUGAAGAAGAUGACUUUCACAGAGUAUCCCUACAACAACCUGCGAAAGCGCUUUGGAGCGCUGCUCUCAGACCAGGGCUUUGACCUCAUGAACAAAUUCCUCACUUACUGUCCCAGUAAGAGGAUCCUGUCAGACGAGGGGCUCAAGCACGAGUACUUCCGCGAGACGCCUCUGCCCAUCGACCCGUCCAUGUUCCCCACCUGGCCGGCCAAGAGCGAGCAGCAGAGGGUGAAGAGAGGCACCAGUCCCCGUCCACCCGAGGGAGGCCUGGGCUACAGUCACCUGGGUGAUGACGACCUCAGAGACACAGGCUUCCACCUGACGACCAGCAACCAGGGAGCGUCUGCAGUCGGUCCAGGUUUCAGCCUCAAAUUCUGAGCCCAAAGAAAGAGAGAAAAAAAAAAAAAA